Messenger RNA from Cantharellus anzutake, 1340 nucleotides. RefSeq lists its product as uncharacterized. The transcript is spliced from 2 exons. Gene Ontology annotation, cellular component: mitochondrion. Lineage: Eukaryota; Fungi; Basidiomycota; Agaricomycetes; Cantharellales; Hydnaceae. The record is from RefSeq and is a predicted model, not a curated record. Gene Ontology annotation, molecular function: lipoyl(octanoyl) transferase activity. Gene Ontology annotation, biological process: protein lipoylation. The coding region runs from base 486 to 1253 and encodes 255 amino acids.
ACGGUCAUAGCAGGCCCUGUGAGAGAGUGAGAUACAUGGACACGUAUAUGGUUUCGGGGGGGCGAGAUUCGGUAUUGAAAGUAUGGGCACUGUAGUUAGCUAUCCAUAUUCAGCUCCCAACAGUUGUUACCAUCUGCGACAGUCUCCGUAAUAAUCAAUAAACGGAGGGCUGGGGACGAGCCUGGGCGUCAGGCCAAUGACAGCAUGAGAUGUAGCCCCUACAUUUGGCUGCCAUGAAAACAAACAAAGAAUAGUUAUAGACGUUUAUUCGGUCAACUUAAACUAAAGGAGGCCAUCGCUCUCCGACGUGAUAAUACCAGGACGCGUUGCUUCGUUUAUUUGUUCGUACGUUUGUUUGAGGUGAACAUGACAUCUAAGUCAUGCCUUAUAGCUGUCGGAGUUAGUCCUUUCUAUCGUCUCCACUCGAUGCGGCAAGCUGGUGCCGGGCCGAUCCCAUCGUUUAUCAAUCAAAUAUAUCCACCAUCAUGACAGCUCCAAUCCUUUUCCAUUACUUCUCAACACCUCUCCCGUACCUGCGUACUCUUGCUCUUCAGCAGAGCAUUCAUGACUUCCAGCUCCAGUCCAGGCGGAAAGGACACCAAUUUCCAGAUAUUCUCCUUCUGUUGCAACAUCGCCCAGUUUACACUGGAGGCAGGCGCCAGGGGCAUGCAUCCGCAGACGAGCGAGUCCGACUCAGAGACACGGGUUCAGAAUGGGUACCGACGUUAAGGGGAGGCGAAACUACGUUCCACGGCCCCGGCCAACUUGUUGCUUACCCGCUUGUGGAUCUUGGAAGGCUAUAUCUAUCCGUCAGAGACUAUGUCUGCGCCUUACAAAAUAUUUUGGCUUCCCUAAUAGUGGACGUUCACAAACUCCCGAUACAUAAGUCUCCCCACACGGGAAUCUUUCUGAGUGAAGAGCGCAAAAUCGCAUCCAUUGGUGUGCAAGUGCAACAUCGGCUUACGACUCACGGGUUUGCAGUCAACGUCACUGACGAACCUAUUCUUUGGUUUGAUCAAGUCGUAGCCUGCGGACUACCAGAAGUGCGCGCAGUCUCCAUUUCGACCGCUGUAGGCCAUGAUGUUACCGUUCACAGUCAAGUUGCACCAGUGCUCAGCAUAUUUGCCUCACAGCUCAAGCGCGAUAUGGAGCCCCUCGACCAUAAACAGGGCGAAAUCAUGUCAAUGGUUCGCAGCCUGGAAGUUGAAGCAGAGGGUGAGGGCCCUUGGUUGCAAAAACCAAUCAUGUAUUAAGGGAAAUACGAGAUGUCUUUAAAGCUGUGAGCCGUCGCGGGCUUCGAUAUAUAUGUCCCUAGCGAUAAGGCCCAGCUUAUGGAAUAA